This is a messenger RNA of Dermatophagoides pteronyssinus (European house dust mite), 1126 nucleotides long. Its product is annotated as myophilin-like. Lineage: Eukaryota; Metazoa; Arthropoda; Arachnida; Sarcoptiformes; Pyroglyphidae. Gene Ontology annotation, cellular component: actin cytoskeleton. The record is from RefSeq and is a predicted model, not a curated record. Gene Ontology annotation, molecular function: actin filament binding. Gene Ontology annotation, biological process: actin filament organization.
AAAAAAACAAACAUCACUUAUGCAUAAAUAAGAGAAAUUCUUACGUCCAUCCUGCUGAAAAAACCAAGUGUUAAUUGAAUUUUUCGUUUUUAUUAUCAACAGCAACAAGUGGUACAUAGACUCUCUCUCUCGUCAACUUCGAACCUUGUUAUAUGAUUUAAAACAACCUUUGACCUGAUCGAAACUGACAUGUUGACCUGACUUGAUCGAAGAAUAUUUUUUUCCUGAAAAAACAAAAUUAUUAUGGCUAAAACUCAACAUCACCAUAACAAUAAUAAUGAUGAUAUGGCACGUAAAUCAUCAUCAACGUUGGAUUGUUGUUUACCUAUGCCAAAACCUCGUUCCGAUGUUGAUUAUGUACGUGAAAGUCAAUUUUUAUUAUGGUUAUGGAAAAUGAUUGAAGAAAUAUCAUUUAGUUAUGAAUAUGAACAAUAUUUACGUGAUGGUGUUAUAUUAUGUCGAUUAAUGGAAAAUGUUGCACCGAAUUUAUUCAACAACAACAAUGAUGGUAAACAUCAACGAUCAUCAUCAGAUGGAAAAGGUUCAUCUAAAAAGAAUUUUCAACCAUCCAACAUCAUCAUUGAAAAAGGUGAAAAUAAACAACAAAAAUCUGAAAAUAUUCAUCGAUUUUUAGAUGCAUGUCGUCAAUAUGGUUUAAACGAUACAGAAUUAUUUGAAGUUGAAGAUUUAUUAUCAAUGCUGGAUAUGCCUAAAGUUACUAAAUGUCUUUAUCGUUUAGGUCAAUUUAUAGCCGAAAAAAAUGAUAAUAAACCAUUAUUAGGUAAACCAUAUGAUGAAUGGCUUAAUGAACAAAUCGAAAUGAAUGAAAAAAAUAUUGAAUAUUUUGGUGGAUCAUCAAAUAUACGUCGUAGACAUGGUAUGCCAUUUGGUGAUGAUUUAUUAGUAUCACAUGUUAGCACUGAAUUUGUUAAACAACGUUUGAACCGGAAUGUUAAUAAAAAUCGUAUUCGACGAUUACCAAGAGAUCCAUUAGUACAAAGACAACCAUCAAUACCAUUGGCAAAUUUAAAAGCAAUUUUUACUGGUGAAUGUCAACCACUUCAAUAUAAUAAUAAUGAUCAAUCGAAUAUUUAAUUUCAAUCAAAUAUCAUGAUGAUAAAAUUCU